AUGGGUGGGCGCUGCUCCAAGUACAGCGUCUGCUGGUGCCACUCCUACUUCAAGAACUCCGCCCUUGAGUCGCCUGAUCAUGGUACCACCCUCUUCCUCCCCCCAAGCCGGCCAAACCCCCCCUUCUUUCUAGCUGCCUUCUGUGGCCGACAGGGUAAAUUUAAUGCCGAUGCUGCAGAGGACGGGGCCAAGGCGGAGCAGGGCGCCGUGCCGUCGUUCAGGGAGUACGGGCUCGCGGAGCUGCAGGCUGCCACGUCGGGCUUCUCCUCGGACAACAUCGUCUCCGAGCACGGCGAGAAGGCCCCCAACAUCGUCUUCCGGGGGCGCCCCGCCACCGGCGACGCCACCAUCGCCGUCAAGCGCUUCAACAAGUCCGCCUGGCCCGACGCCCGCCAAUUCCUCGUCCGUCCGCGAUGUCCCCCUCGCCGCCCACAUCUCCCUUUGACGAUGCUGACAGCGAUUCUGGGAUUCUGCUUGGUUCCUGGCAGGAGGAAGCGAGGGAUGUAGGGCAGCUCCGCAGCGAGUGGCUGGCGAAUCUAAUCGGCUGCUGCUGUGAAGGAGAUGAGAGACUCCUCGUCGCCGAGUUCAUGCCCCACGAAACCCUCGCCAAGCACCUCUUCCACUGUGCGUUCUCUUACCCCCCCUCCCACCUCUCUUCGCUAUAAAAUUUUUCCUCUCCCCCUUCUCUGCAACGCUCCCACACCCUUCAUCACCGGAGAUACUUGGGAUUUGAAUGACCGCGGAUUUCACCGCGCCUGGUCGUUUUCGCAGCGCCGCCAUUCCUCCCUUGCUCUCUAUGGGCCUGCGGCGGGACCAACUUUCGUCAUUUAUUCUCGCUUCCGCAACCAUCUGCUUCCCCAUUUCUUUCGGGUGACGAUGGGUUCCGCCAACCGGCGUCUAGUUUCUUCCCUCAUUCCUCUGGGGACGACGGCAAUCAAUUGCUCAGCACCAGCGAGAGCUGAUCAUCCAGAGGGAUUACAGUUGUUGAUUUUAUUUGGCAAGAAUGUUAGCAACGCAGCAAAAGUAUUCUGAACCGAAAAGGGCUUGGAAACUUCAGGUUCUCUGUCGAUUUUCUCUUAGCGUCUUACGGGAUUGGCUGAAGAUGAACUGGAUGUUCUAUCGAUUUGGCUCUGCGUUCUUCAUCGGGAUAAUUAGGGUUCGGCUUCGUAGGGGACACGCAGCCGAUGAGAUGGGCGAUGAGGAUAAGGGUCGCCCUCCAUCUGGCACAGGCCUUGGAGUAUUGCAGCGGCAAGGGGCGGGCGCUGUACCACGACCUCAACGCGUACAGGGUCCUCUUUGACAAGGUGCUCCAAAGUCAACUCAUUCUUCCCGCGCCGCCGUAGCUCGUUCCUCAUUCGGCGCUUGAUUAUCCGCCGUCUCUCGACAGGACGGCAAUCCCAGGCUCUCAUGCUUCGGCCUGAUGAAGAACAGCAGAGAUGGGAAGAGCUUCAGCACCAACUUGGCUUUCACGCCCCCGGAGUAUCUCAGCACAGGUGAUUCAGAGCCCGAAUCACUCGAUUUAAAUCGAAAAAACGGACAUAUCUGUAUGGUUUUGAUCGAGUUUCUCUCUAAUGCUAGCUAUUAUGUCUGCUGCGUAUCGCAAAAAAAAAUAAUGUCGCGAUGGUGUUCUUGGUUCUAUGCUUGGCAGGAAGGGUGACUCCAGAGAGCGUAAUCUACAGCUUUGGUACUCUUUUGCUCGAUCUUCUCACUGGAAAACACAUCCCUCCAAGCCAUGUACGCUCCCCAUCUAAUCCUCUUAAUUUGAUCUUAAUUAUUUAUUGUUAAGCUCAGUAUUUAUUGUUUCCGUUUCUUGCUCUGAGAUCAUCUUCCUGGGUUUCCAUCCUCCUUUGUACAUAAAUAGCAAUGAAGAAAAUCAUCAAACCCUUCCUAGUUUCUUUAUGUUAAGGCUACCUGUUCUUCAUCUCAUGAGCUGUUCUUCCUGCGAGGAGACGAUACGGCGCCAGUCUAUUAAAAAAUAGUAAUAAUAAGUCGACUCCAGACAUGCUGUCCUUGGCUUCAAAGGCAUUGAAUCAGCUUCCUCCUAGUCCCUCCUCUCAGAUCACAAAUUCUGAUGCCCUAUCUCGCUGAAAGAUUGUGAUCCGAGGGCCCGACGAUCUUGGAGCCGCAUUUGAGGAUGGCUGACUUUAGUUCUUUGGGCUUCUUUAGUUUCAUGACGGUUGACUUCCCGAACGCCCCCGGCAGGCGCUCGAUCUGAUUCGCGAGAAGAACUUCGUGGUGCUGAUGGAUUCCUGCCUGGAGGGGCACUUCUCCAACGAUGAUGGGACCGAGCUGGUCCGCCUAGCCUCCCGCUGCCUGCAGCAGGAGCCUCGUGAGCGACCCAAUCCAAAGUCUCUGGUGACCGCCCUCACAGCCCUCCAGAAGGAGACCGAGGUGAUGAGUCCUGGCUAAUAUCUUUUUACAAAAACCAUAUUCGAUUCGGAUUAAUUGUUCGUUUUUCAUUCUCCUUGAUCCUUGAGCAGGUGCCCUCGAAUGUUCUGAUGGAUAUCGCUCCCGAGACCCAUCAGGAUGAAUCCCCCGCGCAGUCACUGGCGUUGACUCCAUUAGGGGAAGCUUGCUACAGGCUGGAUCUCACCGCGAUUCACGAGAUGUUGGAGAAGGCCGGCUACAAGGAUGAUGAAGGAGUCGCGAACGAGGUGAGGAAAUUAAAUGCUGGUUUUUAUUUAUUCUGUUGUCUGGCAUACAUUCGCCAUCGGUGAAAGCAGUAAUCUUGAGCAAGAACAGAUCAUUCUUUCUUGGGGUGGGGGUCUGAACGUCAUUGAAGAGAGGAGGAUGCCCCAUGGAGUGUGUGGGACAUGCCCAGCUGGUCGAUUCGCGGGUAGAGGCUGAAUAGGGUUUUCUAGAGCGAAGUAGACAUUUUUGAAGCAUAAUCCUCUACGGAAAAUGUAUCGUCAGUUGCUGAAACGCUUUGAGUCCGAGAAAAAUUGUGGGAGAUAUUGUUGAAGGCUACUGCCACUGUUCAUCUGACAGCCUUUUCUCUCUAUAUAUAUGUAUCUAUAUAUUUAUUUAUUUGUGGAUAUUUAUAUCUCUCGUCCAUCCUGUCUGAUGCCCAGUGGUGCUCGAGAUUCUUGGUUCCUGUAAUGGCUAGGCUAGAUUUGCCGAGAGCUUCCUCCCUCUUUGAUUCCUUGAAUAAUUUCUCAACGGCGGGGGGGGGAGGGCUUGGACCCGCCGUCGCUGUCGUCUUUGCAGCUGUCAUUCCAGAUGUGGACCGACCAGAUGCAGGAGACAUUGAACUCCAAGAAACGCGGGGACGCCGCAUUCAGGAACAAGGAUUUCCCCGCCGCCAUCGACUCCUACACCCAGGUUUGGGGAUCCCGCUGCCCUUUUCAAAAAGCCUGGGCUAACCCAGUUCAUGCCGGGACGGCGCUCUGACUCUACUCUGUCCUUCACCGCCGCCGCAGUUCAUCGAGAGCGGGACGAUGGUGUCUCCGACGGUGCUCGCCCGCCGGUGCCUCUGCUAUCUGCUGACCAACAAGCAGCAGCCGGCGCUUGGGGACGCCAUGCAGGCGCAGGUGAUCUCGCCGGAGUGGCCGACCGCCUUAUACCUCCAAGCCGCCGCCUUGCUCACCCUCAAGAUGGACAGCGACGCCCUGGAGAUCCUCAAGGAGGGGACCUCCCUCGAAGCCCUGAGGAACGGCAGCGGCCGAGGAACUGUAUUAUAA
Spirodela intermedia is the source of this 3680-nucleotide messenger RNA. The record is from the annotation of a GenBank genome assembly. NCBI's taxonomy places the organism in Eukaryota, Viridiplantae, Streptophyta, Magnoliopsida, Alismatales, Araceae.